Messenger RNA from Dichomitus squalens LYAD-421 SS1, 1535 nucleotides. RefSeq lists its product as uncharacterized. Gene Ontology annotation, molecular function: RNA binding; tyrosine-tRNA ligase activity; ATP binding. The transcript has 8 exons. Gene Ontology annotation, biological process: tyrosyl-tRNA aminoacylation. The coding region runs from base 109 to 1419 and encodes 436 amino acids. The record is from RefSeq and is a predicted model, not a curated record. Gene Ontology annotation, cellular component: mitochondrion; cytosol. NCBI's taxonomy places the organism in Eukaryota, Fungi, Basidiomycota, Agaricomycetes, Polyporales, Polyporaceae.
CUCGCUCGCAACAACCUAUAUACACUCAAACCCGUGACGGCCGCUAGCUGGCUGUCGCUACGCCGACAAUGUCGAAGUUUGCACCUACAAUCCGGAGUGCUGGAGGACAUGAGGACUCGCGGGCUUGUGGCAGACAUCACUAGACCCGACCAACUAGAAAUUGAGCUACAGAAGCAGCCGCAGACCGUCUACCUUGGAGUAGACCCAACCGCGCGCUCCCUUCACGUCGGACACCUCGUGCCACUACUGUCGCUAUUCCAUUUUCAGCUCCGUGGACACCAAAUCAUACCGCUGAUAGGUGGAGCAACAGGGCUUAUUGGUGACCCUUCUGGACGUUCGACAGAGCGGCCGCUAACUGCGCGCGAGACCAUCGAGUACAAUGUCGCUCAACUCACUGCAGGGAUCAAACAAUUCUUUGAGAGAGCACAAAAGUAUGCAGAGAAGCGUAUACCCUCCUCCCUGCGAGUACUCCCGCCCAACGUUCAAAACAAUUUCAAUUGGCUGAAGGAUCUCAGCCUUCUGGAAUUCCUUCGUACCGUCGGAUUCCAUAGCAGAGUGAACACCAUGCUCACGCGCGAGAGCGUGCAAGCGCGUUUGUCAUCCCAACAAGGAAUAUCCUUCACCGAAUUCACAUAUCAACUCCUCCAAGCCUAUGACUUCUUGACCCUGCACAAGACCUUUGGCUGCACCAUUCAGGUCGGCGGCUCCGACCAGUGGGGAAACAUCAUAGCCGGAAUCGAUCUCAUAAACCGUGCCAACUCCCAGGAAUCCGGCGCACUUGUCGAAAAGGGCUUCGGCAUAACCACGCCGUUGCUCACGACGGCGUCGGGCCAGAAGUUUGGAAAGAGCGCCGGCAACGCCAUCUCGCUCAACGAAGAUGACACGAGCGUGUUUGAAUUAUAUCAAUUUUUCCUGAGGUCGUCAGACGCGGAUGUUGGACGAUACUUGAAAAUGUUCACCCUCCUAUCGCUGGAGCGUGUCGACACCGUCAUGGAGACGCACAACCAAAAUCCGGAAGCGCGUAGCGCACAGCGUCUCCUCGCGGAGGAGGUUACAGAGCUCGUGCAUGGCGAGGAUGGCGUGGCGCGCGCACGGCUCGCGACCAAGAUCAUAUACGAGCGUGAUAUUUCCACCGCGAAGACCGACAACGUCCUCGCGGCGCUGCGCGGCAACCCGGUCCUCCAUGUCUGUGACGCGUCAGAAGUGCUCGACGUACCGCUCACCAAACUAGCCACGACGCUCUCUGUAGCGUCCUCUAAUAACGCCGCGCGCCAGCUCGUGGCGUCGAAGGGCCUUUACCUCAACAACACCCCGGUUGCAGACGUCCAGCAGAAACUGACCCCCGCCGAUUUCAUCGACGAGCGGCUCGCCUUCCUACGCGCUGGCAGCCAGAAGGUUGCGGUUGUCGCCUUGAAGUAGUGGGCUGCGGUAGUUCAGCCGUCCACGCCCGUGUACUGCCGACUACAGCUCCUUUCGGGCUUUCACUGUUGGCGCCACGCAUGCUCCAGCCGUAUCAGCUGCUUAUUAUGCGAUCU